AUCGAAACCAUUUUCAGAUACCACCUGCGCGACAACGUUAACAUGUCGAAUAAGCAAUUUCAUAUCUGAUGCAUUUUUCCUCUGAUAAUUGCUGGCACUGUUGACUUUUGACUUGAAAUAUUGGUUUCUUUCAUUUUCAAACCUUCCAUACAACUUGGUAAACCAUCUCAAGAUAUAAACAACACUCAUAACUCCAUCAUUCAUCAUCAAGAUGGGAACCAACUUACUAACCCAAAACCUAAGAUUAAUUUCCCUUGUCAUUUACAGCAUAAUCCUUGCCAUUGGCAACUGUGGCGGCCCUUUAAUCCUUCGUUUGUACUUUGUCAAAGGAGGCCAAAGUGUGUGGUUAUCAAGCUGGUUACAAACCGCCGGAUUCCCUAUCCUUUUGAUCCCACUCUUAGCUUCCUAUCUCCACCGCCGUCAAGCUCGAGCCAGCCGGAAGCAGCUAAUCUUGAUGGAUUUUCAGAUAUUCGCCGGGGCUGCCUUUGUCGGAACCCUAACCGGAGUAGCCAAUUAUUUUUACGGGUAUGGCGUCGGCCGCCUUCCGGUCUCCACUUCUUCCAUACUCACAGCUACUCAACUAGGUUUUACUGCCAUAUUUGCUUUCUUUAUUGUCAAGCAAAAGUUCCAUGCAUUUUCGGUCAACGCCGUCGUGUUGUUGACCGUUGGACCGCUGCUUUUGGGAUUGCACGCGAACGGUGAUCGGCCUGCGGGCGAAUCGAAUAAGCUGUAUGUUUUAGGGUUUAUAAUGAUGAUCGUGGCCGCCAUGUUGACCGGAAUUAUUUUGCCGACGGUGGAGAAAAUUUAUAAGAAGUCAAAGCAGGAAAUCACGUUUACUUUAGUUCUGGAGAUGCAGUUUGUCAUAAGCUUCUUUGCUACUCUUUUCUCAACUAUUGGGAUGAUCGCAAAUCAUGAUUUCCAGUCUAUUCCGAGGGAAGCAAGAGCAUAUGAGCUUGGGGAAGAAAAAUAUUAUUUGGUAAUAUUUUGGAGCGCCAUUAUUCUUCAAUGUUAUUUCCUGGGAUCAAUUGGAGUAAUAUUCUGCGCUUCAUCAUUGGUAUCGGCCAUUAUGAUAGCCGUGUUGUUACCAGUUACAGAAAUUUUAGCUGUUUUUUUCUUCAAUGAAAAAUUCCAAGCUGAAAAAGGUGUUGCACUUUUCCUAUCUCUCUGGGGAUUUGUUUCUUAUUUUUAUGGCGAGAUCAAACACAACAAGAAGGCCAAUAGUUUGGACAAAGAAUUGGAUGCUGCUCAAUCUCAACCAAUGUCAGAAGCCGUAAUAAGUAAUAACAGAUGUUCCAUGAUGGAAUCUAUAUAAUUGGUCAAAUGAUCUUGUUGAUCACAUGUGCUUAAAUUCAAUACUCACUUCUGCGAAGAAAUUUACAAAUAGUUAAUCGUUUGUAUUAUUCCAGUCAAUUGUGAGGGACAGUGGAUGACGGAAC
This is a messenger RNA of Oldenlandia corymbosa var. corymbosa, 1436 nucleotides long. The record is from the annotation of a GenBank genome assembly. Lineage: Eukaryota; Viridiplantae; Streptophyta; Magnoliopsida; Gentianales; Rubiaceae.